Messenger RNA from Schizophyllum commune H4-8, 1899 nucleotides. RefSeq lists its product as uncharacterized. Lineage: Eukaryota; Fungi; Basidiomycota; Agaricomycetes; Agaricales; Schizophyllaceae. The record is from RefSeq and is a predicted model, not a curated record. The transcript is spliced from 4 exons. Bases 1 to 1899 code for a protein of 632 amino acids.
AUGGCUGCGCAUACCAACGCAUACACCUCAUGCUUUACUCAGCCUUGGUUGUCCGCCUCCGCAUCUCGCCGCGAGGAUAGCAUACGCGAACUCUACAGCGCCCUUCGAGGGAUACGACAGUGCUGGGACACCUCAUCUGCAGAACUGAUCCAGGAAGGGGUCCAGCACCUCCGACUCGCCAAGAAGCAUCUCCGCACCCGACCACUUGACAUCGUUCUCCAAUCUCCGCCCAAAGAUGUUCCCCUCGACGUCUAUAUAGCGUUGCCUUCCGGAAAGACUAUGAUCUCCGCGCUCAUUACGAUCCCGUAUUUGCGCCGAACUGUGGUCAUCGGGAAAGGCGCAUACAGCCGCAUGUGGCCAUUCGACGAAUCAAUCUGGACCUUCCUGCUUCGCUGGGCGGACUACUUGCUCCCUCUCGAAGGCGAUUGCGCUCUCGAUUCAUUGAUGAAGAUUCGCGAUUUCGAUGUCACAGACAAACUUGUUAGUACAGUUCUAGGAAUCUUCGAGUGCAUCGCUAGUCUUCCCAAGUCGGCCGCUCGAAAGCACUUCACGAGCCAUAGUAACAGGGCUCUACACACCCUCACUUGCCUCUGGGCGCAGUGGCCAAAGAUUCUCAAGGCACACCACAUCACUGUCGCUACGGUUAUCAACUUCCCGACUCUGUUCGCCGACUUCUGGCAAGUCUUCGAACCCGAUACCGCCCACGAUCUCAUUGGCACGCGAAUACUGCGCUUGAAGAAAUACAAUUUAAGGAAGUUACUGCGUCUCUGCACCGCACACCUACGCAUGCUGUCCAGGGCGAGCGACUACGUGUCUCUCCCGCCCUUGAACUCGGCUCUGGUCGCUAGCGAGGUGUCUGUCAUGCGAGAACUUCUCCAUGGAUACACCUUCGGAACCCGGACGCUCUCUCAUUCGUUUGUCUCGGCGCUCGUCACAAUUCUGGACGAUACUCUCCGCCACUCUCCUGUUCACCAUGGAGCCGUCGAGCAGCUCGUAUCGCUGCUGUUCGCAUUCUGUAUGCAGUUCGACCACGCUUUGAUCCUCGCCAUGAAGUACGGACUCUUUCCACUCAUCAUCCGCUUGCGCCAAUCCUCGCCUCGCCGCUCGAGCUUGCACUCUUCCCUCGAAGGAGCCCCGCAACCGUUGGACGGCAUGACCAACGCGUUUCUCGAGCUGUUUGGUCGCAUCCUCUGCUGUCCGCGCGGCGUGAGAUCCUUUCACGAGGCUCGAGCGAAGUAUGCGCCGCGUUUGUCGGAUAUCUUUCUAGUAGAGGAGGAGAAGGCGUUGCUCGACCUUGCCGAAAGACGCCACGAAUUGCUCAUUCGCGCGGAGAGCGAAUGGUCGAGCGUCGCCAAAUGCUGCUACCCAUUGCGGGGGUCCCAUUGCGGUCCUGCCCUUGCGCAGAGGCGUUAUACUGCACGAGUGACUGCCAGCGCGCGCAUUGGAAACUUCACCGAAGGGAAUGCCAAAAUCAAAGGGAUAGACAUUCGACUUCAGGACGUCUACUUCCUUGUCGCAAUCGCUCGCGCGUAUGUCGAGGAGAACUACGGAGACAUUCUCUCGCGCGCAGCGGGAUACACCAUCGCAUGCACGAGCCUUUCAGUCUACCUCCGCCUAGACGCGUCAGGAGUACAGUGCAAUUAUGUCUCCUUGGGCGGCGGCCUUUGGAGGGACGAUUGCUGGCACCCCACCGUCAACCUCAGUCUAAGCUAUGAGCGGAGCGACGGCUUGCACGACCGCAUGAUCAUGCUCACUCCGCGUGCCGCCGCAUCUGCGCGACUCGCGAACGAUGUUAGGCUGCUCACGGAGGCAUUCUAUGAUCCUCCCUUGGACUGCAGUGGCUUGAUGGAUAUCCAGGAGCUCACCGAAUUCAUGACGGACGAGCCCGUUAUGUCGUAG